AUGCCUGAAUCAUUCCGGUGGAUUAACCAACCACGACGUCUUAGUCGCACAUCGAGUCGCAGUGGUGCAAAUCAACAUUACAAACAUGCCGGUCAAUCGGAGAAAUUUCGUGUGCAAUUGAACGUGGCUGGCUUCGAUCCAACAUCGAUCAAAACACAUGUUGAAGAUCGAAAAGUAAUUGUAGAAGCUAAACAAGAAGAUCGAGAGUCUGAUGGGGACUUCCACAUUCAAGAACUGCGCAAAACCUACGAGUUACCCGAACAUGCUGGUAUGUAG
Messenger RNA from Rotaria sp. Silwood1, 276 nucleotides. Lineage: Eukaryota; Metazoa; Rotifera; Eurotatoria; Philodinida; Philodinidae. The record is from the annotation of a GenBank genome assembly.